Lathyrus oleraceus (garden pea) is the source of this 819-nucleotide messenger RNA. Its product is annotated as monothiol glutaredoxin-S6. NCBI's taxonomy places the organism in Eukaryota, Viridiplantae, Streptophyta, Magnoliopsida, Fabales, Fabaceae. The transcript has a single exon. The record is from RefSeq and is a predicted model, not a curated record. The coding region runs from base 233 to 544 and encodes 103 amino acids.
CAUAGAAAUGUAGCUCACUUUCACUAUGCUAACUUGUAUGAGUUUAGAGAAUCCAUUCAUGAACAUAACAUAAUAAGGUUUAUUCUUUUUCAGAUGUUUAUUCUUCCAUAUGUCUAAACAAUCCAAUCUGGUAUAAAUACAUCUCCUCUCAGUCUCAAAUUUCCACAAACCAACUCAAACAAAAAUUUCCAUAUAGCCUCUCUAGCAACUAACCAAAUCACAUCAUAUAGAAAUGGAUUUGUUAGCAUCAUUAACAGAGAACAAACCAGUGGUGAUCUUCAGCAAAAGCACCAGUAUCAUGAGUCACACAGUGAAAGCACUUAUAAGAAGUUUUGGAGCCGAACCUAUAGUUAUUGAGAUUGAUAAAAUGGCAAAUGGACAUCAAAUAGAGAGAGCACUGAUUCAGCUUGGUUGUAGACCAAGUGUGCCGGCAGUUUUCAUAGGACAACAAUUCAUAGGUGGUACUGAUGAAGUUAUAAGCCUCAAUGUUCAAAACAAGCUUGCUCCAAUGCUUUUAAAGGCUAGCGCUAUUUUCAUUUGGUAGUUUAAAUAUAUAGCUAUGCAAAAAACUCACUCCAAUUUGGUCAUAGAUAAAAGGUUUUGUUUGUUUUGUCCCUAUCUUUGGAUCAGAGUUGAUGAUGAUAUGGUAGUACUAUUACCAUAAGGUGAUUUGGUAUAGAGCUUCUUUUUCUUGCUAUGUUUGAACUUUUCUUUCUUCUUUGUUUUCCCUUUUGAGAAGAAGAACCUUACUCUUUAUUGUUGUAUAUAUAAUGUAAUGAUUUUCCUACUUGUGUAUUAGUAAAAGAUAAGUAUAAUCUA